AUAGCUAUCUUCUACCCCGUGUGAUCUAUACGACACUCAUUGUGCAAAAAUCCGUCGAACCAGUUAGAUGUCAUGGGCGCGCUACUUCAAUUUCUGUUAACGACUGUGUUCGUUGCGUUGGUUUUCUCUCAAAACGAUUUACAAGAAGAAUUUCCACCCGGAUGGACGGAAAAAUGUAUUGGAUGCAUGUGCGAAGCGUCUUCUGGGUGCAAUCAAACACUCGAAUGCAUAGAACAAAAUGAUGUUAAAUAUUGCGGUGUGUUCUUGUUGAGUGAUAUUUAUUGGCAAGAUGCUGGUACGCCCGUGCUUCAAGGAGAUGAUCCUAACCGAAUUGGAGCGUUCGAAAGAUGUGUCAGAGAUCCGUAUUGCGCAGCGAGAGCCGUAAAUCAGUACAUUCAAAGAUACGCAAAGGUAUUGGAUUUUAUGAGAUGAGAGCAACAUAAUAACUGUUUUAUGUAAAAAUACAAUUUUUUAAUAAUUUUUUCGUCCUGCUCGAGUUACAAAUCUAUAAUACACAACUAUAUUUUUAAUACGCGUGCGAUAUUCGAUCAACAGACCUAUCAUAGAGAAAGACCCACACGUGGUCUAACGCAUUAAUUAUACUUUUCAGAACCAUUAUACCCAAUAUCAUUAUGAUAUUAUCGUUUUUAUUAUAGGUAUCUCGUCCCACUCAUACUAUAUUUAUCAUUGUUCAAACAUUUUUCGGUUCAAUUUUUGUAGUUGAGUUAUUGUGUUGUUUUGAAACGCCCAAUUAUAAAAAAAAAAACAUUGUCAAUAUACCUUUUAAUCGUAUAAAUAAUGAGUAUAACAUAUAUUUUCUGGUGUAUAACAGUGUAUUAGCAUUUUCUAUAAUAUCUACAACAUAACAGUUGUAUAACGUAUUAUUAAGUGCGUUUAAUUAAAAUUAUUUCCUUAGACGUUGUUCCUCAAUUUAUUUAUCCGCAAUUCGCACAACAUAUACACAUUCUAUAUCAGAUGCUUGUGUAUAUAUUGCAGACUUAUAUUUAUAUCAGGCAAUGUUUUUAAAAGAGCUUCCUGUUUAUAAAAACGUUGAUUUUUAUUAAUAGAA
This is a messenger RNA of Diuraphis noxia (Russian wheat aphid), 1069 nucleotides long. RefSeq names its product lysozyme-like. Gene Ontology annotation, molecular function: lysozyme activity. Lineage: Eukaryota; Metazoa; Arthropoda; Insecta; Hemiptera; Aphididae. The record is from RefSeq and is a predicted model, not a curated record.